CGCAGCUGAGCGGAGAGAGAGGAGAGCGCGCAUGAAUAACGCUCGUGGAAAGAUCAGAGUCAUUUCCGUCACUCUCCGCCGGCCGCAGUCACGUCGCCGUGCUGCAGUCUCACUGAAUGUCGCACAAACAAGGAUGCACCCCGGCGAAACAAAAAGGAAAGCUAGUAAGGACCGAAAAAACACCUGAGGACCGUGGCGUCUUGGAGAGCUUUCCACAGAGCAGAGCGCAGACAGGGUGAGCGCCUUCCCUGGCAUCAAGAUACAAACUGGACAAAUGUUGGUUUCGAUUUUGAGCUUAAUAAUUUUUUUAGCACUUUGUUGAAUUUUUGAAUUCAAACAUAUUUUAUAAGCCGACCCAGGACGCCUGAGCGUUUCAGGGGCUGUCCAUCCUCACGCAGCAAGGCGCACGCUGUCUUUAACAACAACAACAACAACAAAAAAAAAGCCUCAGGAUCUACAUCUAAAACUGCCCCUGAAUUUCAAGGACGUCCAACAAGGGAUCAGACUGCCAGAGAUGAUUUAGAGUUUUACAUGAGAACCUCUUCUGACUGGGAGUCUGGAUGCAAACAACAGCUGGAAAAUUUCUUCCCCUCUACACACUAGAAUGUCGACUGUCUGCGCUUCUGCUGCUUUUACUGCUGCUGCAGGAAUCAGUGGACCGGGGAUUUUUGCGAAGGAAAUUUCUGAGGAGAAAAGUUUAAAAAAUUUAUAGCUGCACUUGCACAAAAAUGUUUUUUGUGACGAGCAGCCAGUGGAUGACCCAGUCCAAGAGAGAGCUGGUACCCAGACAGUUUGUAUCUCCACCAUCUGUGUAAAAAAACUCCAGCAGAAGCACAGCUGCUGCAGGCUGGGGAUGUGAUGGGGUGAUUGCUAACAUCCCCAUUUGCCCACCCUCCCUCUCUCACUGCAUUAGUGCUGCAAUUACAAACAAUGGAUCAGAAUUUCUCAACAGUACGAGACGGCAAGCAGCUCACGCCAGACAGGGACUCGUCCAAGCGAGUCUUAACAGGAUGCUUUCUCUCCCUGCUUAUCUUCACCACACUGCUUGGCAACACCCUGGUGUGUGCAGCUGUCACCAAGUUCCGACACCUGAGGUCGAAGGUCACCAACUUCUUUGUAAUCUCGCUGGCCAUCUCGGACCUUCUGGUGGCUAUCUUGGUGAUGCCAUGGAAGGCAGCCACAGAGAUCAUGGGGUUUUGGCCAUUUGGGGCAUUCUGCAAUGUGUGGGUAGCAUUUGACAUCAUGUGUUCCACUGCCUCUAUCUUGAACCUGUGUGUUAUUAGUGUUGAUCGUUACUGGGCCAUUUCCAGCCCUUUCCGCUAUGAACGUAAAAUGACCCCAAAAGUGGCGUGCCUGAUGAUUAGUGUAGCAUGGACCCUCUCUGUGCUCAUCUCCUUCAUUCCUGUUCAGCUAGACUGGCACAAAGCUGAGACCACCAGCUAUGCAGAGUUAAAUGGUACAUACCCCAGUGAACUGCCCCCUGAUAACUGUGAUUCUAGCCUUAAUAGGACGUACGCCAUUUCAUCCUCCCUCAUUAGCUUCUAUAUCCCUGUAGCAAUCAUGCUCGUCACCUAUACCCGGAUCUACCGCAUUGCCCAGAAACAAAUACGGAGAAUAUCUGCCCUGGAACGUGCAGCAGAGAGUGCCAAAAACCGACACAGCAGUAUGGGGAACAGCUCAAACAUAGAGAGCGAGAGCUCAUUCAAAAUGUCCUUCAAACGGGAAACCAAAGUCUUAAAGACGCUCUCGGUCAUCAUGGGUGUGUUUGUGUGCUGCUGGUUGCCCUUUUUCAUCCUAAACUGCAUGGUUCCCUUCUGCGAACCAAACCUGCCAGAUGGGUCAGCAGACUUCUUCUGCAUCAGCUCUACCACUUUCGACGUGUUCGUGUGGUUUGGCUGGGCAAACUCCUCUCUCAACCCCAUCAUCUAUGCCUUCAAUGCAGAUUUCCGCAAGGCCUUCUCCAUACUCCUGGGCUGCCACCGGUUGUGCCCGGGGAGCAACGCCAUCGAGAUCGUCAGUAUUAACAACAACAUGGCAGCCCCCGCGCCCAACCCUAACUCUCAGUAUCAGCCCAAGAGUCACAUCCCAAAGGAAGGGAACAACUCUGCAAGCUAUGUGAUUCCUCACAGCAUCCAGUGUCAGGAGGACGAGUUACAGAGGAAAGAUGGAUGUGGAGGCGAGAUUGAGGCAGGAAUAGUAAACAACGCCCUGGAGAAACCCUCCCCGGCCAUUUCUGGGAAUUUAGACAGUGAUACUGAGGUAACCCUGGAAAAGAUCAAUCCCAUCACACAGAACGGGCAACACAAAGCUGUGUCAUGUUGAGGAUACCUUUGCAAAGAUGGAUCAAAACUCAUGGAGGACCAUAAAACAAACAUCCAAGACAAGGAUCUCCAAGAAUAUGCCUGAUAGAAAAAAAAUGUGACAGGACUCUGGACUGUCAAUAAAAAGCCACAUAGAAAAACCUACAGAAUGUCAAAAAGUAAAGGCACUUUAUCCGGGAUAUAACUAUCUGCAAAAUACUGUCAGCAUUUGAGGAUGAAAUCCUUGUAUUUGAUGAUAAAUGUUGAUAACAUGUAUAUUAAAGCAGAAAAACAGUGCAUAUGCAUACAUCUUUGAAAUAUCUCAUUGGAUGUAUACAUCUGCUCAGGUGUACUGUACAGCUCAGCAUUGACAUUACUCUGGAAGGACUUAAACACAUUAUAUUCAGCAGAGGAAAAUGUAGUAUUAGAGAAAUAUCAUGUAGGUAGGUGCUUUGUAGGUGUUACAUGAAAGAAAGAGCAAUGUGGAUAAAACAGGUGCAGUAAAAUUAGUUGCUUGUUACUUUUUUGCUCAACUCUUAGCAAUGGCGGUUUUAUUGCAAAAUUUACAUCUGUAUUGCAGUGAUUAUUUCUUUAACUUUUUAAAUUUCUGUAAAUGCCAAAGUAACUUUUCUAUAAGUCAAGCCUAAAAAGCUCUAUUUGAAUCCAAUCUUGGGUUUAAGGUUAUCAUGUAAAAUGUCCAGAUGAUGUCUAGUCAAAGAAAGAGAAACAAGGAAGCUUUGAAAAUACUGUAAUGUUUUGUUUUUCAUCUUCUGUGUCCUUUUUCUGAUCAAAUUGUCUUUCCUAAAACCAUCCCGCGUUUCUUUUCUACAUCAUCUUCCUCUUGUUUGCUUUAUCCCCCCCGCUGCUUAUUAAGCAGUCAUUUAUUCUUUUCUCAUCUUCAUUUUCCUGCUCUUGUUUGCUCAGUCUGCAAAUCUCAUUCUCCUUCAUGAUGCCCCUCUUUCUCAUUUUGUCAACAGUCUUCUUUUUUUGUACCUGCGCGUCAUCUCUCAAUGUUUGUGUUCUUCUCUGAACUCUCCUCACAAUCUCCUUUGGCAGUCCUCCAUUUUAACUACUUCUUCUGCCCACUUUGAGUGGUACUGAUGGUUUUUCACUUGGCAAAUACAUCUGGUUCACAUAAAGAAAAUGUAUUGAAAUUAAAUACUCAUUGCACUCAUACAGAGAAGCCAGGGAUACAAGUUCACUAAGCUGAAACACAUGACACUUGCUGACCUUUUGCAAACUUGCAGAUAUCAGAUUUAUAAAUUGCUCACACUGGGAGCCAUACUGUGCUGUGGUUAUGUGGAGCGUGCGGUGUGACAGAGUCGCUUAGUUUUGCAGAGGUGAAGUCACAGACGGUGCACCGUGAUGUGGAUUAGCCCUGAGCUGUCGGACAUGUUUUGCGUCUUUGCACAGCUGCACUUAGAAAACACUCCGAAAUUAGGACUAAUUAGAAAUAAAUUGGGAUAUUUCACAGGAGCAAAACAUUCAGUUCUUAUUGUAGAAUAAUAGUCCAGAUGCUGCUGAUUAGAAUGCAGCUGCCCCAAGAAGCAGUAUUUUCACUUAUUUUCCAUGAUUGUGAUCAGAUGUAGUUCUUUCUGAACAACCAGAUCUUAACUAAUUUGAUUUGUAUACAAAAAUGUUCUGACAAUAGGUCAGCACAGGUCAAAUGAAAUUUACAGACGGAGAGCUGAAAUGACCAAUAGAGUUUUGGUUUCAAUCUGAAUUUCACUGUAAUGGUCAAAAACCUGAGCCACACUUCUCUGGAUAGAUCUUUACAAAACAUUUUUUUUCUGGCAUUUUAAACUGGAUUACUAUUGAAAUAAUAGUAAUCCUGUUUAAUACCUAUGCACUGCCAAUAGUCACCAAUGAAGUCCAGAUUAUUUUCAUCAAACCUCAAAAUGUGAUGCGAUCUUAAGCAUUCUUAAAUUAGGGUUGUACUAAAUAUUCUCAAAAACAGCGGUAUUUCUUGUUUUUUCUAGAUUACAAUUUUUCCUUAGAGCAUAACUUUCUUUUUUAUAUUUUUACAAUAUUAAAAUUAAACUUAAACCUAGAAUUUAAAAAUCUUUAAGAAUCUCCACUUGAAAAAAGAAUUUUGAAAUAUCUAGUUUGUUUUAAAUAUAUUCAGCAGUCCAGUCAAAGUUUACUCCACUGUGUUUCCCAGUUCUUUCUGAAGUUGCUGGGGAAGGAAUCUUCACACUGACAUUGCAUACAGAUCAUUCACUGCAUGUUGUUUGUGCCCAUGAUGGCGUCAAACUGUUGCACAUCAGAGAAAGGAAGAACCAAUCCAAUACAAAGCAAUUGGUCUUGAAUAAAGCAUUUGAUUUUCCUGCAUUGGAAAAUCCAAUGCUAUCUGGAUGGCACCAAAGUGAGGGGGAAAGCUUUUAGCUCAAUAUGUUGCUUGGCUUGUGUCACAAAAGCACCUCAUUGUCCUCCCUGCUUCUCUGUAGCUUCCCAUGUGCUCUGCUCCAGCAGGUUAGGAUUAGAUGUUUUCGGACUCAAUUUGGAUUAGCACCCUCUCUCAUGUUGAGAGUGGCAACAAAGUGCCAUAAACUGUGAACAAUCUCUUAUAAUUUGUAACCCAUUUCUUUUACAAACAGUCAUCCAUAGCAUGGUCUCUCAGCACCAGUUCAUUUAAUUUUGUUCUCUGUAAUUAUCUCCAAACACAUCCCAGCCACAACAAGCGAUAAAACAUGACGUGUGUACAAUCCAUCAGAACCGGACAUGAAAGAAAACUGCCUUCGGGUGGGCUUUUCCUCAGACCCCUCCCCUUCCCUUUGCUCCCAGCAGCUCCUUCUUUCUCUGUCUCUUUCUCUUGACUGCCUCUGUUGACUUGAUGAGUGUUCAAGUCGAAUAGUAAUUGUUAACUAAUGUUAACAAUUAGUAGUCGACUUGUAAUUGUCAACUGAUUGUUAACUGCUGUUAACAAUUACUAGAUUUAUAGUUCAGCAACCAGAGCUGACUGCUUUCUUAUUUUGUAAUUUAAAUUAAAGCACCAAAUCAAAGCCCUAAAUUAAAGCUCAACUGGUUAUUUUACCUGUAUUUAUACUGUUUCUUUCUUUUUUUGCCAAAGUUCUCUUGUCUGGUUGAAUGUGGAUGUACUUUCAGCAUAUGCUGUGAUAUAACCAGUGUUUUAUACGCUGAACAUUGGGAUAUGUGGGGACUCUUGAUGAAACUAAGAUUAAUUUGCCAUUUCUUGUGAUGUCUUUUUAUACAUGCCGUUGGUAAACCUAUGAUGGUUUACUGAAACCUUCAUUUGAAAUGAUCUUUACUGUUUUUAUGACUCUGUAUAACCCCACUCCUUCCCCCAGCCCUCUUCAUGAGCCUUCACCUUGUCAGCUUUGUGAAUCAUCUCUCCAGCUUGCCCUGUUUUGAUUUUGGAGAACGCCGAUGUCAGUGCAAACUCCCAGAAGCAAAAUGUUUUGCUUGAUGUGGAGCAUUUCCUCUGGGAGACCCUACAAGUUCCUUUGAGGGAGCUAUGACUGUGGUGACAGUCCGUGGUCUCUCCAUCAGUGACAAAAGACAACUUUAGCAAAUCUGACAGUGCAGAAUCUCUCUGUGUCCUAAAACGAGUGGCCAGGCGCUGCAAGUAUGGAGCCAUUUUAGCAAUGAUGUUUCACCUCAUUUAACUGUCUGACUUAAUGACAGAGUCCCUACCUCAACCUCAGUCAGCAAGUUUCAUGUAAAAAGAAUACAUAAAACUAUUUAAACAGUUAAUGGCAGUAAUAAGGGUUUGGGUUUGCAGAGAUAGAGUAUUGUACAAUGAUGUUCAAAAUGUAGUUGUGAUGAACACAAGUGCUUUCUAUCUUUCAGAAUCCUUAAUGUGUUAGCAGACUUACAUGCUGUAUGUUUUCUCAAGUGUGGGAUUAAAAUCUACGAUAAUAUGUAAAGUUCACUGAGAAUUUGUGUAUUAUCUUACAUGUUUUUGGUGUUGAUCCAUGAAAGUGAUGUCAAAGAUUAUAACCCUGAGAAAUAUUUAGUUUACAGUUUGUACAAAGACAAAAAAACAAAUGUGCCCUUCUUGUAAAAUAAACAUGUAUGUAUGUUCUUUUUUCA
This is a messenger RNA of Gambusia affinis (western mosquitofish), 6353 nucleotides long. It is a transcript of the gene drd1b, whose product is annotated as dopamine receptor D1b. Gene Ontology annotation, cellular component: plasma membrane. The transcript has 2 exons. The record is from RefSeq and is a predicted model, not a curated record. Gene Ontology annotation, molecular function: dopamine neurotransmitter receptor activity, coupled via Gs; G protein-coupled receptor activity. Bases 931 to 2322 code for a protein of 463 amino acids. Gene Ontology annotation, biological process: vasodilation; G protein-coupled dopamine receptor signaling pathway; adenylate cyclase-activating adrenergic receptor signaling pathway. NCBI's taxonomy places the organism in Eukaryota, Metazoa, Chordata, Actinopteri, Cyprinodontiformes, Poeciliidae.